UUUAUGCGACGUACAGAGCAGCAAUGGCGAGCGGUAAAAAGAGUGCCCUGCUUUCCUCUUUGGCAGACUAUGGAGACGAUUCAGAGCCCGACUCUGACCCCGAACCAGAGGAGACAGGGGGGCAUGGAGGUCUGGUCUACAGCUAUGGGGAUGAUGACCUGAACCGAACUGAGGAAGGUGAUGACAAGGUGUCUGGAGAUGAAGACAGCAGAGAAAGCAACUCGGAAAUGGACGAAUCUGACGAGGGGAGGGACGCAGAUGAUGUUGAGAUCUCAGAAAUGGAAAAGAAGGACCCCAAUGAGCUAGUUGCUCUAUUCUCAGAGAAGGUGAGGAACAUGUCCCCCGAUGAGAUCAGGAUCCCCCCCGAGCCUCCUGGACGCUGCUCGAGCCAACUGCAGGACAAGAUCCACAAGCUGUAUGAGAGGAAGCUCCACGGAGAUUUUGACACAAACAGCCACAUCCAGAAAAAGAAAGAAUUUAGAAACCCAAGCAUUUACGAGAAGCUCAUUCAGUUCUGCAGUAUAGAUGAACUGGGAACUAACUACCCAAAAGAUAUGUUUGAUCCACAUGGCUGGUCAGAGGACUCUUACUAUGAAGCUCUAGCCAAAGCCCAGAAAGUGGAGAUGGACAAACUGGAGAAAGCCAAAAAGGAGCGGACCAAGAUUGAGUUUGUUACGGGGACCAAGAAGGGCACCAACCCCUCCAGCACAGCGGCCUCCACCACCAGCAGCACCACCACCACCACAGCCACAGCAGAGGCCCAGAAGAGGAAAAGCAAGUGGGACUCUGCGAUCCCUGUGACCCUCGCCCAGCCCACUCUCAUCACCACCACCACCGCCACCCUGCCCGCUGUCGUCUCGGUCACAACCACCGCCAGCGGCACCAAGACCACCGUCAUAUCUGCAGUGGGCACCAUCCUAAAGAAGGCGAAGCAGUGAGCACACAGAAACACGCUCGUCUGUAAGUGUGAGUGAAACUGGAAGAGCUGCGAUGUCCUGUGCUCAUUAUAUAUGUAAGAAGACGCAGAGAGAGGACGAAUGAACUGACAGACGUUCUUUAGGUGUCCAUUUUUAGACCCCACCUACAGAUACCCUCUGCUUCACAUGGACGAAAGACUUUACUGCCUUCUAUCUCUGGGAUUCUAUCUGCACUGUUGCAUCAUAAAGCCAAAAUCGGUUUGGCAAAACACUCAAAAAAUCCCGAUUGUGUGAUGCAUGCAGAUCUAAUGCUGAUGAAACAUUUCAGUCAUUCGUUUUUUUUUUAUGUUGCCAACAGUUGUUAGUCUAAAUCACAACAAGAGCAUGACAAUGUUUGAAUAAAGUAUCCUGAGAGACCUUGUACAAAUAUCUAAAAUAUGUGUAUUUUUCUAUCCAUAGUGUUCAUGCCUCCUGUAGCAGCUGUGUGUUAUAGCUCGACAUUUGUAUCAUCUUGUUUUUUUCAGCCUUUUCGUUUUCUUCAUUGGCAUAUUGAGCAAAUCUAAGGUAAGAUUUUACACUUGUACAUAUGGUGAAUAAAUGCAUCAGAUGUUGCCUUUUCA
Plectropomus leopardus (leopard coralgrouper) is the source of this 1537-nucleotide messenger RNA. The record is from RefSeq and is a predicted model, not a curated record. Lineage: Eukaryota; Metazoa; Chordata; Actinopteri; Perciformes; Serranidae.